CCGGUGGUGGCGCCCCCGCCCCGGCCGGGUCCCCAGAUUGGGCCCGCCCCACUCGGCCGCUGCAGCCGGCUCCCGGCGGGGACGCGAGCCGAGCGGGCGCGGGCUGCCGGUUCCUCGCCCGGGAUUUAAAGCCCCCAACUUUUGUCCUAGAGACCAGUGACUCGCCCUCCGCAGCGGAGAGGAAAGCCGACCUCCGACUGGGACGUUAGAGGAGCUGGACUUGAACUUGAUGAUCGCGAGGCUGACAAAUGCUGCGUCUGGACGAAAAGUGUCCCGAGGCCGGCUGUUUCAUGUGGAAUGAAAAUACGCGCUCGGCUGGACCGCAUCCUAACGCGGGCCGAGGCCCCUCUGUGCGCCGGAAGGUCGCCGUCCCUUCCGAUCACUAAGCGGAGCUGUUCCCGCUCGCGUGGCGGGAGAAGCCCCAAGUCCUCGGAUGGGCUUUCUUUGUGCUACCAACUGGACACCGCAGGAGCUGCGGGAUGAGGAGGCUGCGUGCCGCGGGGCCCGGCCGUACCUCCUUGCCAUGCCGCUCGCUCGCUCUACGACCGAUCACUCUGUACCCUGCCCACUCUGCACGGGACGAGUCUCCCUGGGGCGGAAAGGGGAAAGAAAGGCGCGAAGGUGAAAGCGCACUCGUUCACACGGGUGGCUCCGGGGCAUCGGGGUGGAAUGCGCCCUCGGGCUGGGGACGUGCGUCUGGAGCAGACACCUGGUCCCCGGCGCCGGCCAGGGCUGCCCCGCGACCGAAGGCGCGGCGGGGAAGAAGGGCGCGUUCCCUUCCGAGCGCCUUUGUUCGCUCCGGCCGCUCGGCGCGGGCUGCCAGAGGCCGAGACCCCGGGCCCUGACGCCGCCUGGGUGCGGCCGGCACUCUCCCGGCCCCGAAGGUCCGGUGCGGGCGGUUUCUCCGCGCCCCGCCAACCCCCGCCCGGGCCAGAUGGCCGCUCCCUCCCCGGGGAGCUCCGGCGAGGCCGGGACCAGCCCGAGCGCGGGAGCCGCCAGCCCGACGCCGCGCCCACCGCCUCGGUUUCCGGCGGGGGUCCCCAGCUUGCCGCCACCCUCCGGCUGCAGCGCGGAAUUGGGACAGAAAGCCUGCGUGGAGUUGGAAAUGGGGAAAUUAGCAGACUGGGGACGAGAUGGGCGAGUUACCGGCUGGGGAAAUGGAAACAGGAGUGGGCAGACAGGGUAACUGGGGAACAAACAUCUCCUCCUCCUACUGUUUCUUUUGACAUUGCCACGUUUUAGUUUGCGCCCUGAUGUGACAGUCUUUUGCUUGCUCAGAUACAGUAUAGGUAAAAGUAGCAAGCUUUGAUUCACCGUUGGCUACACUGUAUUCUUUCCUAGUGUUGGUUUUCAUAGGUUAUGCAUCAUGUUAAAAGGACACCAAUGUUGUCACCGCAGAGUGACUGGUGGGGGCGUGUAGCUUAUAUUUAGGAUAACUCUCUAAUGAAUAUGUAUCCAUCAGAAUUGGAUUUGUUCCUCUGCGCCUUUAUUUUGGGAAGCCUUGCUGGUCCCUAUGGGGGAAGGGAGAAGGCCUUGAGAAGCUGAAAUUGACCCAGAAAAGGAUGAUUGAAGGUAGACUAUGAAGUCCUGUCGCAGAAAAGAUCCCACCCUGAACUCUGAAAGUAUGAUUAGUGAUUAGCUGCUGAGGUUUUAAUUUUCUCUAAAGAAAUUUAUGGUAGAUUUUGUUACUUGUCACAGGAGAGAGGUGAGACCUGCUUUGGGGGACCAAGUCUUUGCCUUUCAAGCAGGAUAAAUUUAAUACCUGAAGGGUUUCCAUUAAAUACCUAAACUGCUCCCUCUCCCUUCCUUCAUCUCUCUCUCUCCAAAGAUGAGACUGACUGAGCUUGAGCCAUCAGCCUUUUAAGGGCCCACUAUGACACAUUAAGAUUAGGAUUAGUGACAGGGAUUUAUAACCGGGAAAGUUCUCCAACUCAAAGCUCUUCCUGAGGAAGUGACAGAUGAAAGACAAGUAGGUGGUGUAGAUGCUUAUAAUGGCUUUGCCCACAAAGAAGAUGGGAAUAAAUUUUCAAAAUAAAGUUUAGGCUCUAUUGAGUAAGAAAAAAAAGCUACAUUGUAGUUCAUUAAAGUGAAAAAAAAUCAAACUUCCUUUUUUAUUAAAGUCAUCCAGACAGUGAGAUUUGUAGUAAAAGGAAAUAGCUUUAUAAUUCUCAAAUAUAGAACAGCUUGAAUAAUAACUCAGGGGUUUCAAAAUGGGUCAUCUUUUAAAAUGGGUCACUUUGGCUAGAAUCAUUGCACUUGAUGACUUUCAAACUGUAAAGUGUUGAGUUCUUUCUGAGGCCCAGUUGCAUUGCAUUUCAGAACACACAUUACCAGAGAAAGAAACUAGGAGAAAGUCAGAAGGCAGUGGUCUCUUCUGAAAGUAAGGAAGUAUACAUUAUGUUUGGGGGACUUUUAGGUAUGCUUUGUGGAACAGAUCUAAGCAAAUUCUUAAAAGAGCUCUGCCAUUUGACAUCAGACCUUUGCCAGCAAAGAUGUAGCCAGAUGAGUGUAAACCUAGAACUAAAUACUUCCUUCUGUUACAUACUAAUUUUACAUAUGGGGAUAUAAGAAUUUUCAUAUUUAAAGAUAAGAAAUUUGAUCAAGUAAGAUGUGAACUUUGAGUAAGUAAAAGUGACUUUACAUUUUGAUGCCACAAAUGCAGAAGCUGACUUUGAUUGGUCUCUUAUUAAAACUUAUCUUCCAUAGUGAAUUCUUUAACCCUAGAAGCCAGUUUACUAAGAAGAGAAUGUUCUACAAGUCUGCAGGCAACAAACCCCCCAAAAGGUCAAGUUCAAAAUUUUGUUACAUAAUCUAAGUCCACCGAAUAUUUCAUAUUUUCUCUCUUUUCCCACAACUCUUUCUAUAACUGAUAGUGCUCUAAGCAAAAUACGCUAAAAGUUGACUCAGUGCAGGCUUUGUUCUUCAUAAUUAAGGCCUCACCUCAGGUUUAUGAUUUCUAAAGGAAGGAAAUCAGCACACAUGUAAUGUCUGAUGUGGACUCCCUUUGUCAGUACAUUAGCUCAAGUAGAAAACACUGGUACCUGGCCUAGAAGCAAGUCAGGUGCAUGUAAGCAGUGAAAUGGAAGAGGCAGAAUAGAAGUCUACUUCUUCUUUUCAUUCCAAAACUCUCUGCUUUCUACUCUCCUGCCUUCAUCAGGUGCAGAGUCUAGGGUGCAGCAGAACAUCUGUUGAUCCUUUGGUAGAGGACCUACACCUGCAACAUCUCAGAAGCCUUCUCAGCAUCCUACUUUGGCCUCCCACACAGCACGUGAUAAGAUAGUAUUUGCUGAAUUAAUUAAGUGGAGACUUACUUUCAGGGCUGCCCAGCAUAAUGCCUGGAACAGGGCAGGUAUUUCAUAAACGGCAGCUACUCUAUUGUCAUACAUGCUCAGUGAAGGCAAACAUAUAUACUUUUGGGUUUUUUGAGAUAAGUUCUCAGUAUGUAGCCUAGACUACGUAUUCAGCCCUGAAUGCGGAGGUUAUAGCUGUGUACCAACUUGUCUGGUACAAAAUGGAUUUUUUCCCCAGUACUGGGGAUUGAACCUAGGGUUUUUUGCAUGCUAGACAAGUGCUCUCCCACUUGAGCCACAUCCCCAGCCCUUAGGGCUGUCUUUUACUUUUCGUUCUCUGUGUGGUACACUCAGUCAAAUAUUGUUUCCAGGUACAAUGUCCAUAAUGAGACAGACAAAAUACCAUUGAACAACAGGCCUAAACCACAUUACCACCACUGUAUUUCUGAAUAACCACUUUUUUUUAACCAUAAUUUGACCUGAGCUCUCCUUUCUAAUCUCCUUUUGCCAUCUUUUCCUUGUACCCUAAACCUUAAUCAUAGCCUUUUCUCUUGUUUGCUUUCAAGAAUGCCUAUCGUCUUGUCUCUCUUGGAAUGUCUUUCUCCACAGUCCCUUCACCCCACCCUUGACACCAGCUUAAGUGCUUCCUGUUACUCGCUUUCCUUCUGAACUCCCUUCUCCUUUUCUCCCCAAACUCAGUUUGAAUUCCAGCCAUUACUAGGUCCUGCUCAUUUGGCACCUCUUCCACAAAACCAUCCCCAAUUCUAUUCUCCCCAUCCCUCAUCUCAGAGGACAGCCCUUCCCUCACAGUGCUCCUGGUUGAGGAAUUAAAUUUCUGAUAACAGAUUCAUCCAUGAAUUUUCCAUGGUCUCCCCCUCUCCCAGCUGAAUACAACAUUUCAAAUAUACCUUAGUCCAUUUCUCUGGAUCCUAAGAAAUCUCAAGAAUGUUUGAAAAAUCACAGUUUGAAUGAAUGUUGUCUUCUAGUGGCCCAGAUAAAGCAGUCACUUGUGUGAGAAGAGUCCUAGUGGGGUGGCAGAGGCAGGGCAAUAUUUAGCAUGUUUUAUAUAACAUGAAAAGGGUGGAAAAUCACCCUUGACAUAUCUUACUGAUAUGUCAACUUGUGUUUUUGAUUCCUGCCUGGCAGGACUAAAUCUUACACUGGAUAACUGUUUAUAUCUGUGUAUCAUGUUCACUUUUUGCCUGUCAUUUUAUGAACCAUCUUCAAAUAUAUCUUUAAGUUUUUCCUGUCCUUAGUCAUGAUAAAAAUUUUGAUACAGCUUUUUAAUAAAAGAAUAAGAGCUUUCCAGGGCUGGGAUGUGAUUCCCAGUGGGUCUGAUGCCUCAGCUUUGAAUUUACCCAAUACUUGUCCAUCAAAUACUUGCUUUACACAUCCUCCUUGAAUUUCUUUUCCUUUACUGCCUUCCCUCUUCUUCUUUCCUCCUCCCUACCUCUUCCUCCAACCUCCUUCUGCCACUUUGGAUCACUGUCCUUAGAUGCCCUAGACUCCUUUGAAGAAAAGACUGUGUACAAAGGACAUAGACUCAUGAGGUCACAUGAGUCUAGACCUAUUAGGACAAAAAAAAAAAAAAAAAAAGAGAAAAUUGAGUCCAUGGAGGGUUAGAAAAGGUUACGUUAGGAAAGAAAAUGAGAACAAACAUUGACAAAAUGCAAGACAUAGGAAAUCAUAAAUGUCUCCAAGUUCAGACGGCAGAACAUUUUUUGCCUUCAUGGUUGCUGCUCUCUGCCCUGCCCCACUUUCCUUCCUUUUCUCUCAUCCUCACGGAAACUGUGGGAAAGAGUCACUGAAGGAGAAAGAGCAGUGCACAGCUGGGGAGUGGUGGGAACUGAUCAGCUGCUCAUAAAUUCCAGAGGGCCUGGAAUUUAUGGAGGUUCAGUGGUUAGCCUGGCAUCUGCCUGCCUCAGUUUCUUCUGCAAAAAUGGGGAGAUCAUUUAUCUCCUAGGUUGUUGCUAAGCUUAAAGAGUUUCUGUGUAUGUAAAGUACUAGGAACAAAGCCUGGAGUGCAGGAAACACACCCAUAUUAGAAACUGUUGCUAGAGUGGGUAAAGAAGUGUUUCUUAAGUAGACUAGGAAAAACUGAGAAUACAAAAUACAAAGACCCACUUUGUAUUUUCAUCUUUUCUAUUUCAAACUGGUUACUGGGAAGUUUUAGUGACGUAAUAUCACUGCUACAAUAGAACGUACUCUAUAACCCCAUACCAUCAGGCUCUUUAGCAAAGACUUAGGGUUUGCCUUCACCUAUUUCUUUCUCCUUCUUUCCUUCCUUCCUUCCUUCCUCUAUCUCUCCCUUUUUGUUGCUGGUACUGGGAUUAGAAUUCAGGGCUUCAUGCUUUCUAGGCAGGCACUCUACCACUUGAACACUCCACCAGCCCUUCACCUAUUUAUUAAUUUGAUAUUUCUGUCUUUAUUUCUUUUGUAAGCAACAAAUAUAAAUCUGCACCCAUGCUUAUUUUAUAAAGAAACAUAUACCUUAAUUUACAUAAGUGGAGAUCUUACAGUUAGAUGGUAGGUUUUGUAACUCAGAUUUCCCCUCUGUGCCUUGUAUCCAUGCCAGCUGAAUUGGAAUUUAAAGUCUUAGGACUAACUUUCUAUCAAGAAUUAACUCUAUUCUUGGUGGAAGGUCAAUAAUUCCAAAUGGCUUCUAAAUUUUUCCCAUGGACUAAGCCUAAGUUUUGUGGCUAAAGGCAUAGCUACAAAAACACUGAAGACUGCUACUGGGUAAAAUGUUUCCAUUUUAAUAGAACUUAUAUUAGAAACAUUCAACUUGAAUUUAAAGAAUACUAUGAAAGGCUAUCUAAUAUUUAUACUUAAAAUGUGAGUUGCAGAUUCAAAUUUCAGGCUUCUCCCUUCUUUCUUGAGCAAAUAGAAUAGGCAAUUAAUACCAAUUGGUAAUGGGUUGUGUUAUAGAAAUUUUUAUCUUUCUUUGAGUUAUCCCUGAACAGCAACCAAAAAAAUGUCUCUUGCAUGGGACUUUAAGCAAUCAAAGUACAAAUGGAAAUGGUAUAAAGUAUUAGGACUUAAAAAAAUCUUGACUUACCAGAGGAGUUUUAUUAGUUUAUAGUCAUCCUUUAUAAACAUGUCACUUUUGAAAACAAUCAUUAAUAUUUGGAUGAGUCCUGGGGAUAUUCUGAACAUUAAAUUGAUUUGAAAAGUAAAGACAUUAGUUCAGUCCAAUUUUCUGUGAUUUUUAUCAAUUCAGUUUCUAUUUUCUACCAUUCAGGGGAGGUUUCACUACAAUAUUUAAUUUCUCUGACAAAUAAUAGACUAGAACUAGGAUGGAAUAGCCAAAUUACUUAGUUUUGUUCUUUUAACCCAUUAGUAUUUCCUUCAAAAAUAUUGCCUACUUAAAUAGAAUUUCAGCAUUUAUUUUUGUUUUGACAACAAUUACAAUAAGAGAGGAUCAUUUUAUAGUAGAGCUUUGAUUCCAUCUAGGUCUAUGUUUUGCAAAUUUGCAGGAUGUCCUUAAUGGUUUAUGCAACUACUUUAGGCAGUUUAGAUAUCAAACAUUUUUUUAAAAGAGUAAAAGUGUGCUUUGCAUAUAAUAAAGACAAUUACUUCUUUUUGGUACUUUAUCUCUGAUGUAUAUAUGAAUGCAGACAUGCCGAUGGAAGUCAGCAUUACUCAGCUCACUGGGUUCCAAUCAGCAGGACAGCAAUCAGAGUGAGUCCUGCAGACAGGGAUAAGUAAACAUAGAAGGGCAUCCUGUCACUAUUUAUAGUUUUGAUAUUUUAUUCAUUGUGAUUUCUUUUUUUUUGGUGCUGGGGAUCAAAUCCAGGGCCUGUACAUGCUAGGUAAGUGCUCUACCACUGAGCUACAUCCCCAGCCUUAAAACAUUUUUUAAAAAUAUUACAUUGACUACAGCAUUUCAGUGUCCCUUUAAAUUCUGUGCCCCAAAUAAGUGUCUCCCUUUCUUCUCCCAGUCCAGGCCCUGAACAGUGUGGUUUGCCAAUGGAGUAUGUGAGUGAUCUGGUGACUGUGAAGAGGCAGCAUGAGGGGAUGAGUAGGACCACUCAUCCUGCAUCCACUGGAGCCUGGCCCUGCUGCAACCUUCACUCAUCUUGCUAACUUCGGGACUCUUCUGUUGUGCCUGGAGCUGGUAUUGCCCAAAAUACAGUUGACACGGCAUUUGCACCUUAUCAUUGUUGUCUGUGGAAACUAUUUUUACAUGAGAAGGAUGACUGUUAUCUCAAACAGACUGUAAAUGCUUUGAGAUUGAAAACUACAAAAUACCACUUCAUAUUCAUCCAUUAUGCCUGGCUCACACAGUGGCAGCUCGUGUCCACAGAAAGAACUACACAGAGUAGCUGCUUGAGGCCACACACCAAACUCAAUGAAGAAUGCCAGGGUGGAAGAAUUUUGAUGUGCCAACGUUCUUGUUCUACAUUGUGUUCCAUUCUUUUGCAAUCCCAGAGAAAACGGUAUUAAAAGAAAAGAUUGUGUGAAAUAAGAAGAUCCCUUUUCAUCUUUAAUGACUAAUGAAUUAAGAUAAAUAUCUCUUCUGCAAAAUACAAAACUCUAUGAUCUUGAAAAAGCGAGUGCCCAUUUAAAACUGAUCCUAAAUAAAAACAUACCCAAAUGCACAUGAGAAUGCUGGUUAGUGGCAGAAGAGUUAAAAGAUGGCAGUUUUUUCAAUUUUUAGCUACUUGUUUCAUAGUAAGCUUCAUGGUGUUUUGGGGACCGACUGCUAAUCCCAUUGUAAGCCAUAUGAAGUCCUUCUCUUACAGAUACCUCAUAAAUAGCUAUGACUUUGUGAAUGAUACGCUUUCUCUUAAGCGCAACACAGAGGGUGCUCACUACCCAUACUUGAUUAACCACAAGGAGAAGUGUCAAGAUCAACAUGUCCUCCUUUUACUGUUUAUAAAGACUGCUCCUGAGAACUAUGAGCGACGUUCUGCCAUUAGAAGCACGUGGGGCAAUGAGAAGUAUGUUCAGUCUCAACUUAACGCCAACAUCAAAACUCUGUUUGCCUUAGGUACUCCUCAUCCACUCAAGGGAAAAGAACUGCAGAAGAAACUGGUUCGGGAAGAUCAGGAGUACAAUGAUAUAAUUCAGCAAGACUUUGUUGAUUCUUUCUAUAACCUUACUCUUAAAUUACUUCUGCAGUUCAACUGGUCAAAUACCUUUUGUCCACAUGCCAAAUUCCUGAUGACUGCUGACGACGACAUUUUCAUUCACAUGCCAAAUCUUAUUGAAUACCUUCAAGGCUUAGAACAAAUGGGUGUUCGAGACUUUUGGAUUGGUCGUGUCCAUCGUGGUGCCCCUCCCAUUAGGGAUAAAAGCAGCAAGUACUAUGUGUCCUAUGAAAUGUACCAGUGGCCAGCUUACCCUGACUAUACCGCUGGUGCUGCCUAUGUCAUCUCCAGUGACGUAGCUGCCAAAGUCCAUGAGGCAUCACAGACACUGAAUUCUAGUCUUUAUAUAGAUGAUGUGUUCAUGGGCCUCUGUGCCAAUAAAAUGGGGAUAGUACCACAGUACCAUGUGUUUUUUUCAGGGGAGGGUAAAGCUCCUUACCAUCCCUGCAUCUAUGAAAAAAUGAUGACAUCUCAUGGACAUAUACAAGAUCUUCAGGACCUUUGGAAGGAUGCUACAGAUCCUAAUGUAAAAAGUAUUUCAAAGGGGUUUUUUGGCCAAAUAUACUGCAGGUUCAUUAAGAUACUUCUCCUUUGCAGAUUGACCUAUAAGGACACAUAUCCUUGCAAGGCUGCAUUUGUCUGAUAGUACUUGAACGUCGAGAUGUUUUCACUGUCACUGAGCCAAAUCUGCAUGAAAAACCUUUAAAUGUCUGUCCAUACCCUAAGUAAAAUGAAUGUGAAACACAGAGAGGUUCUGAAAGCCCAACCUAUCAAAAAUAUUUCUUUGAUUAUGGACACUUUUCAAUGUAACAUCGGAUUCAUGGCCUAAGUUCAUUUCGAGGAAUUCUUAUUUUUAAAAGGUUUAUAUUAUGAGUGAAAACAAAACUAAUGCAAAAUUCAAGCUCUCAUUUGGUGCCACAUAUGUAUUUGAGAUGUGUGCAGAAAUUAUUGAGAAACCUUAGUGUUCAGAUAACAGCUUUCGGGAAAUACCAACUGAAUGUAUAGUACAGCAUGUCGAAAAAAUUAAUUUUCCUUUAGUACAGGUAUUCAGCUUGUUUUUGCUAAAGAGCACUCAGUGGAGGUAGUGGGUGAGAGAAGCAUUGACAGAGAACAACCUACAGAAUCCGUAAAAAUCUCUUGUUCUUAAGAGGGCAUGCAGGACACUGUCUGCACUUCAAUUACAAACAGACGAAUCACUAAUGGUCACAGUAAUGUGGCUAUUUACCUGGAUAGUUUUGGCAUCGUUUACAAUAUAUCUGAAUUUUUUUCUCAAAGUUGAAUGUGAAAUUUGAAGAAAAAAAAAAAAGAGUCAUUAACUCUGUCCUAACUGGUACUGUAUGUGUCUUUCUCCAUAAUCUUAGAAAAUGACACAAAACACAGGCAGUUCGUUGCCCACAGGGCCCUUCUUUAGAGAGAAGUUAUUGUUAAUUUGAUGAGUUUUUAAUUGGUUUUAGAUAUGAAAUACUGGUCCUUAUUUAAGAUAGUUGUCUGAGUAUUGUUUGCACAAUAUGAUGGAAUAUGAUGAUGGAGGAAAGGAAAGAUGGGGCUGGGGCAAAGCCCAGAGCGAUAGAGUGCUUGCCUAGCAAGACCUAGGGUUUGAUUCCUUGUACCACACACAAAAAAGAACAUUUAAAGCCUCUUUUCUCUAUAAUUUGUACAAUCUUAGUAUUUAAAUCAUUGUACUCAUUACUAAAAUUAGGCCACCCCUUCCCAACGUCAUAAACCACAGUUUUGUCCAAGCUCAGAGUUUUAAAUUUAGAGUAUUAAAUCAAAGCUGUAGUAUCUAAAACAAUCUAUUCUUUGCUCAAGUCACUAUCUAAUUUUUAUCUUUUAAACAUGUCAAACUUGAAAGCAAAGUAAAAGUAAAAGUAAAAAUUGCCAGAGUGAGAUUGAAAGCAUUUGUAAAGCUGCGUAUCUUCAGUAAUGGAAGAGUUGUGCCUGCGAUCUAAUAAAAAAGUUACACUUACUUUACAAAUCAAAAUGUGGCCGUGAUGCAAACCACAACCUCUCACUUAUUGCUAGGGACAUUACAUAGUCUCCAAAGGCCAAAAUAGUGACUUCAGCAAAAAUAGUUGAACUGAUUAUAAAACCUUUGGCUCCACAGGCACCUGUUAGAGAAAACUCAGAUGUCUCAUUUAUUAAGAUGAUGUCCAAAACAUACAAAACUAAGAAGGAUUUCUCAGUAUAUACAACUGGAUGAUGAUAUCUGUAAUUUUUAGCAGGUAGUUUUUUUAAUGUUUACAGAAAUCUUUUAUUAAUUUUUGUCUAUUUUGAAAUUUGAAGCUUGUUUACAUUGCUUAGGUAAUUUAGUAUUUUUAACUAAUGUCAAGACUACAGUUUCAAACAUUUUAAGUAACAUUUAGUCACUUUUAGAGUAGAUUCAGGGUUUUAGAUCAAUGCAGUUUAAAAUUUCUGACCAAUUUUUAAAACUAUAGAGAACAAAGGACAUUUUGACAAAGCAGGUUUAUAAUUAAUCUUUAUUGGUUGAUUCUUUAAUAACUGUUUGCCUUUGGGCUAUCUAUACCCUGUGUAUCUACACUUUGAGACUGUUAAAAUCUGCCAUUGUUUGAAAACAUCAGUUAACUCUCUGGCCAUUGAAAUGAUCUUGUUUACAGCAAUAUUUUUGUGAAAGGUAUUUAUUUGUUGAUAGAGCUCUCUGGAACUGUGUUCAUCUUUUUUAUUCGUGCUUAGAAUAGAAUGGAACAGGUUUGAAUUUAAAGGAAAUAUGAAGGCACUUCCUGUUUUUAUAAGAAGGAAACUGCUAGAUGAUUCCUUCAGAAUUAAAGUACUGAGAAGAAUAUUUGUAAAUAGAAGUGUUCUAACCUUUUAAAAAAGGAAGGAAAAACCAUUUGGUGCUCCAAUGUAGGGCUAUCUUUAAAAAAAAAAUGUCAACAAAGGGAAAAUAAACUAUUGGCCUGGAUGGUUGCUUGAGUGAAAGAUGGCUGUACAUACUGUUGUUGUCAAAAACCUUUUACCUCCUCUUGGUUAAUUAAUUUUAUACCAAUAUGUUAAAUAUUUAUAUUAUUUGAGUUUUGCCCUUGUAUGGAAAACAAUUAGUGGGUUUUUAAACAUCUAUGAUUUCCAAUAAACAACUUAAAAAUUGUCAACAAAUUGUAUUUAAACUCCUGUGUGGACACCAUGUUUUACAUAUCAACUCCCAUUUGAUGUUAGCAGAUGUGGGCUACACAGUCCUAUUCCUGUUAUAUUGCUGUGCCCAGGACAGAGGGCUGUCAUGUCCUCUGCAUUAUGGAGCCACCUAAGAUGCCUGUUUAUUAAAUGACUUUUGAAAUGAGUAGGUGAGGGGAUAUUCUUUCCUAACAAUUUGUUCAGGAAGAAAUGAAAUAAGAGCCUGCAGCCACAGUGUCUUAGACACCAUUUGACAAAGUUAUGUUUUCCUUUUAUUUGGUUUGUUAAUUAGCGGUUUGAAGUUCACCCUCGUCUCUUAUGGUCAGUAAUGCCUGUAUGUCUGAUUUGGUAUAUUUGCACAUACUACGCACUUACCUAUUUUCUCUUGAUUUCCUGGGCAAAUCUUGGAAUAGUAUGUAGAGUGUCUAUAUUUUUUAUACAACUUGGAAGCAUC
Molecule: messenger RNA, 11963 nt
Organism: Castor canadensis (American beaver)
Lineage: Eukaryota; Metazoa; Chordata; Mammalia; Rodentia; Castoridae
Gene: B3gnt5
Product: UDP-GlcNAc:betaGal beta-1,3-N-acetylglucosaminyltransferase 5
Biological process (GO): protein O-linked glycosylation
Cellular component (GO): Golgi membrane
Molecular function (GO): N-acetyllactosaminide beta-1,3-N-acetylglucosaminyltransferase activity
Source: RefSeq, a predicted model, not a curated record